Panicum hallii is the source of this 716-nucleotide messenger RNA. RefSeq names its product general transcription and DNA repair factor IIH subunit TFB5-like. Lineage: Eukaryota; Viridiplantae; Streptophyta; Magnoliopsida; Poales; Poaceae. The record is from RefSeq and is a predicted model, not a curated record. Gene Ontology annotation, biological process: nucleotide-excision repair; nucleotide-excision repair, preincision complex assembly; transcription initiation at RNA polymerase II promoter. Gene Ontology annotation, cellular component: transcription factor TFIIH core complex; transcription factor TFIIH holo complex. The coding region runs from base 218 to 430 and encodes 70 amino acids. The transcript is spliced from 3 exons.
CGCAAAGCGGCCCAGAAAAGGAAAAGGAGAUAUAGGUUACGGCCGGCGGACGGAGCGGCGACGCCGGCGAGCGAGGAGCCGCCUUCAGCCUUGGUGUUGGAUCCGAUUCCGGAGCGGGAGGACUGAAACCGGCGAGGCAGCCGCAGCGGACGCGAGAUCUCGGGGACGGUCAUCGACGCUAAGCAGCGGUAAUUUUCUUGUCUGUAGCACAGACAAGAUGGUUAAUGCGAUCAAGGGGUUGUUCAUCUCCUGUGAUAUACCUAUGGCACAGUUCAUUGUUAAUCUGAAUGCCUCAAUGCCGGCAUCAGAGAGGUUCAUCGUGCACAUGCUGGAUCCUACACACAUGUUUGUCCAGCCUCAUGUGGCAGAAAUGAUCAGAAGCAAGAUAGGGGAGUUCAGAGACCAGAACAGCUAUGAGAAGCCGCAGUGAAUGAUCAUUCCACCUUGCGAUUUAUUUGCAUUGUUUCCCUCCCUCCCAAAGAUGCUUAACUUGCGCUGAAAUCUGCGGAACUUCUAUAGAAUGGGUGGUUGGAUGGCAUUUCCAUGCCUCACCCAUGAUGAUCAAUAAUAUAUAUUCGUAUUUUGAGUCUCAAAAACUGGUGUAUUUCAGUGACUUGCUUUGUAUCCGGGUUGAGCCUUUUUCUUGGUCCUAGCCACUUGGCAACGCACUUUUUGGCGUUGAGAAAUUGAAGCUGCAGUUGGUUACCUGUUUUGAA